AUGGAAACAAACAAUAUGGUGGAAAGUUUGUAAGGGAAGUAGUAUAAAAAGAGUUGAAAACUAAUCCAAAAUGCCAAUCACAAAGAUCCCAAUUGUCCACAAGUUUGGGAUCAUUUCCCAUAGCCAAAGAUUAGAACUUCAGGAGCGACUCUUGAAGCAGUCUUAUUUACAGAGUAUUCAAAGUCAAAAGGCCCUGGUAAAGUCCAGUAAAAAUCCUCUUGAAGUAUCAGAAGAAUUUAUUCGAAAUUACAACAGUAGCCUCAGUUUGGAAGACAGGGAGAAAUAUGAAGUGACAGCUCACAAAAUGUUAGAGAGAGCAAAGAGAAGAGCAGGGCUCAAGAACUGUGGUGUGGGACCAUAUGUCAAUCUCCCUAUGGCGUGGACAGAACUGGCUCAGUUGGCACAGUGUAAAGGAAAAAUUCAAGAGGAGUGCUUAGAUGUGCUAAUUACCUCCCUUGACCAGUCUCCACUGGAGAAAUAUCAUAUCCCUGCACUGUUUUUCCUGGCUGAAACCAUGCUUUACUGGCUGCGAACAGACGCUGUGCAUCAACCAUAUCUUCGUACAGGGGAAAUUAAACUACUGAAGAUGGGACAACUGACUUUUACAAGAUUAUUUUAUCACCACAUGGCCGGACAACUUCAAGGACAAAUUGAAUUCAAAAAUCGACUCUUUACCUACUUAGAUGGUCUUGGUGAUUGUCAGGAAGCAUACAGUCCAUAUCCAAAUGCCCUUCUGUCAUUGCGCUUCAUUGUAUCUGUGGGUAAGAUCAUCAUGGCAGACUCCCAGGUGGAACCCGGGGAAGUGAAGGAGGGUGAUAACAUGUCCAUGUCAAAACCUAGGACCCCCCUCAGUAGACCUAGUGCGCAAUACAGCAGUAAGGGCACCAGGGAAUCAAGUUCCAAUAGACAUGAGCCUCGGGAGAACUCCCAGUCAGCACACAGUGCAGGUGCCAUUAGUAGCAGUGUCCAUGAUUUGAGUCCCACUCUUUGGCAUGCCCUGGAUGUGUGGAGAUGUACAAACCACUUAGGAGGGGGACUGGCAGAGGCACUGAGAGCUCUGGCUACCUGUGGAAUGGGACUGUCCAAUGAAAACUGGGUUGACACAAUGGUUGCACUACAAAUACUAGCUGAAGCAGGAAAGACAAACAUUGCCGCAAUGAAAAUUCUUCACAGCUUGGCAAGAGGUGUAAGACCAAAGGUCAGAGGAGGUUCUCCAACCAGUACCUCACAAUCAGAUGCAUCAGAUGUGUAUAGUGUAUCCACUGAUGAGGAAGAAACCCAGAAAGGGAGAGAAUCAAGGAUGAGUAUUCCAUCCAGCUCUAAGCCAACUCUGAGUGACAUCUAUGAAAGAAGUGAGGAAGACAAAGAUUCAGAAAAGAAGCUUUCUAGACAUUCUCGUAGAGGGGACAUUGAAAUGACACCCACAGAGCCAGAAAUUAAGCAGUUCCCAAUGAGAAGAUCCAAACCAGUGGCCCUUAGUGUCGAGAACUUGGAAAAGUUUGAUUCAAAACUGGCAUCUAAGGACUCUCCUAACACUGGUUUGAAAGGACCUGGGCCCAGGGAGGUAUCAUUUGGGGAAAUCAAGGGGGAAAGGUCUAACUUGACACGGGGAUCAGACAGACCCAGGGUUACCCAGGAGUCAAAGCGUACUGGUAGUUUUAUGACGGAGCCAGUUCCUGGUACAGGAUGGAAGGCAGAGGUGGGAUCUGAUCUUCCAGAGGGAAGAGCCUCAGAGGCUAGCUCUGUACCCACCUAUACUAAUCUUCCACUUCAGGAUACCCCAGGAUUAAAUGGCUGGCACUGGGAGGUGGCCAUUACAUACACUGACAUUUUGUCUGACAUCUGCCUCCAUGGUAGCACAGCUGGGAUACAGAAGAUGGCCCUUAUGGGUGUGAACAAGGAACUGACUGACCCCUUCCAGAGGGGUUUUGUUAGUAUCCCCCUGAUCAGUGCAGGAUUGUUGGACCUGGCUUUCUUCCAUGCUGCUAGUGAGGCUAGAGAUGGAGGGCCCAAUGACUGGAGUUGGAGGAUUCGCUUUGGUUCUAUUCAGUCUCUGGUAAAAAUUUGCCGAUGUUUAUCUUCUGACAAAAACAGGGAAGGAAUGAGAACAGCGGCGUGGAACAUUCUGAUCCGAGCUCACUCCAUGGAGAAGGAUGACAGGGUCCUUGAGGCCCUAAAAGUCGGACAGGUCCACACUGACUUGGAGAAUCUUCUGGCAAAGAAGGACACAAUCACUCCUGCGACUAUCGGUUCUAAAAUUGCCUCUGGGUUAUCUACAAUUUACUUGCCUCCAUUGCCCCCUGCAGUAGAACCCUACAUCCCCCCUUCAGCUAAACAGAGUCCCCGCACGCCCCUUCACAAGAGAGAACAGGCACCUAAAGCUGACAAGAAAGCAAGGACUUCUCUUAAGGAGGAAAUAAUGCUAGCCACUGCUCUGUAUGAGGAGCCUCCAGACUUCAAGACGAGGACAGGAUUUGAUCUGAGGAGGAUUGUAGAGGACCAGUGGAGAAAAGAGCUUCAAAUUGAGUUGGAGGCAGAAGAGAAAGAAAGACAAAGGAAAUUAGAAAUUCAGCAGAAAGAGGAAGAGGAGAGACAGAGAGAAAUAGCAGAACUAAAGGCUGGAAAGUUUAGGACGAAGCCAAAGGAAGAUAUAAAACAGACAGAGUCAAAGGAGGAAGGGAAAGCAGAUAAAGAAUGUUCUGGGGAGGAUCAAAAGCAAGGGGCAGGGGUGGAGAAUGCAGAGGAAAAGGGUGAAAAAAUGACAGAAGAGUAGGACUAAGCAUUAAAUGUUCAAAACUGUUGUGUUGUUUAAAUCUGUGAUAGUCUGUUAUGUGCUGAAUCUAAGACAGCAGUUUAAAAUAUCUAUUAAUGGAUUUAUUAAAAGGUGUGAAUAAUUUGUGUAAUGAAUAUAA
This is a messenger RNA of Saccostrea echinata, 2912 nucleotides long. RefSeq names its product transmembrane protein 232-like. The record is from RefSeq and is a predicted model, not a curated record. The coding region runs from base 71 to 2773 and encodes 900 amino acids. Lineage: Eukaryota; Metazoa; Mollusca; Bivalvia; Ostreida; Ostreidae. The transcript has 16 exons.